Hyaena hyaena (striped hyena) is the source of this 1019-nucleotide messenger RNA. RefSeq names its product vomeronasal type-1 receptor 4-like. The coding region runs from base 78 to 1019 and encodes 313 amino acids. Gene Ontology annotation, cellular component: membrane. Gene Ontology annotation, molecular function: pheromone receptor activity. The transcript has a single exon. Lineage: Eukaryota; Metazoa; Chordata; Mammalia; Carnivora; Hyaenidae. Gene Ontology annotation, biological process: G protein-coupled receptor signaling pathway. The record is from RefSeq and is a predicted model, not a curated record.
CAUGUAGCCCCUGCCUCCUUUUCCCAUGCAGGAUCGUCUAGCCCAGAAGACAAGUAUCAGCACUGAGGACUGACAGGAUGGACACCCGGGAUCUGGCAAUAGGAGUGAUCUUCUUAGUCCAGACCGUGCUUGGAAUCCUGGGGAACUUGUCUCUUCUUUACCUUUAUGUCCUCCUUUCUUUGACUGGGUGUAGGCCUAGGCCCACAGAUUUGAUUGUCAAGAACCUGAUUGUAGCCAACCUUUUGGUCCUGGUCUCUUUUGGAAUACACCGUACACUGUCAUCUUUUGGGUGGUAUCACACCUUCGGUGAUUUUGGAUGUAAAUUUUUCCCGUAUGUUCGGAACGUGGGCAGGGGUGUGUCCAUUGGCUUGACCUGCCUCUUAAGUGUCUUUCAGGCCAUCAUGAUCAGCCCCCAGAAUUCCAGGUGGGCAGCGCUUAAAGGGAAAGCUCCCAAGUGCCUUUUCCCUUCACUUGUCCUGUGCUGGAUUUUGCAGUUACUGGUAAAUAUCAUGUUUCCAAUGUUUAUGAGUGGCCCUUUGAACUAUAAAAACACCACAAUGCAGAAAAGUUUUGGAUACUGUUCAUCUCUUCGUCAUGACAAAGCUGAGGACUCAUUGUUCGCAGUGGUGUUAUCAUUUCCUGAUAUGUUAUAUUUAGGGCUUAUGAUCUGGUUCAGUGGCUCCAUGGUUUACAUCCUGUACAGACACAAGCAGAGGGUCCGGCACAUUCAUCGGACCAGCAUCUCCUCCAUAUCAUCCCCUGAGUCCAUGGCCACCAAAACAAUUUUCCUCCUGUUGUGUACCUUUGUCUACUUUAAUACCAUUUCUUCUGUCAUUCAUAUUGUUUUGUCUGUUUUGGAUCAUCCCAACUGGUACCUCUUGAACACCGAUUUACUGAUCGCUCUGUGUUUCCCAACGGUCAGUCCCUUUCUGCUUAUCAGCCGAGACUCUAGGGUAUCCAUGGUCUGCUUUCACUGGAUAAGGAAUAUAAAAUGCCCUCAUCUUAUGAGAAAUGUGUAA